Haemorhous mexicanus (house finch) is the source of this 1149-nucleotide messenger RNA. RefSeq names its product importin-4-like. NCBI's taxonomy places the organism in Eukaryota, Metazoa, Chordata, Aves, Passeriformes, Fringillidae. The record is from RefSeq and is a predicted model, not a curated record. Gene Ontology annotation, biological process: protein import into nucleus. The transcript is spliced from 12 exons. Gene Ontology annotation, cellular component: nucleus; cytoplasm. Gene Ontology annotation, molecular function: nuclear import signal receptor activity. The annotation marks the transcript as partial.
GCGGCUAGAGUGGAGGACUUCCGGCGGCGCUCCAUCCUCACUUCCGGUUAACUCACGUUUCAAAAUGGACGCCCCUACCUUUUCUAAAAUGUCGGCGCCCGUAUUGGAGCAGAUCCUGACGGAUCUCCUGGAGCCCGACAGCGCCGGGAUCCGCCAGGCCACGGAGCGGCUGCGUGAGGCGCUGGAGGAGCCGGAGGGGCCCGAAGGCCUCGUGGAGCUGCUCAGGGGGGCGGAGAGGCCGCAGAUCCGACACUUGGCCGCCGUUCUGCUCCGGAGGCGCCUCAGGAAACUGCCCCAGGAAUUGAUUGACAGGCUCCCCCAUGUCCUGGUCGAGGCCUUGGAGCGAGAGACGGAUUCUUGCAGCAGAGGGGCCCUGGGGCAGCUCGGGGCGAGGCUGCUGCUCCUGGGGGGCCUCAAAUUUUGGGAACCGGUGGAGAAAUGGAUCCAGGAGGCGGCGAGGGAACCCCAGAAAAUGGAGAAUUUGCUGCGCUCGGCGCUGCCCGAGGCGCUGCGGGCGCUGCAGGAGCUGCUCAGCCGGGACCCGGAGCUCGGCGCCGACGCUCUGGAGGUGCUGGAUGAAUUCCUGGAAGCCAAUCCUGAAUCCGUGAUCCCACACCUGAGGCCCGUGCUGGAGCUCUGCCUCCAGGUGGCCGGGGACGAGUGCAAGGGUGACACGGUGAGGGUUCGGGCUUUGGCCACGCUCACCUUCCUGGCCCAGAAGAUACCCAGGGCCCUGCUCAGGGGGGAUCUCCUGGCCCUGCUGCUCCGGGGGCUCCUGGUUCCCCUCUGUGCCCCCCUGAGGCCGCAGAGCCCCGACCCCGAGGAGAGCUGGGGGGGGGGAGGGGCGGCCCUGCCCCCCGCCACGGCGCCGCCCAGGUUCUGGACGCUCUGGCCCAGGGGCUGCCCCCCGAAAAGCUGCUCAAGGAAUUGUUGCCGCUCCUGGAGGGGCCGGGCCGAGGCGGCUGCGCCGGCGGCCGCAAGGGGGCGCUGCUGGCACUGGCGGCGCUCGCGCGCGGCUGCGGCUCCGCCCUGCGGCAGCGGUACCUGGGCGUGGUCCUGGGGGCCCUGCGGGCCGGCCUGGGAGACCCCGAGGGCGCGGUCAGGGGGGCGGCGGCGGCGGCGCUGCGAGAGCUGCGGGAGGAACUGGAG